Molecule: messenger RNA, 1626 nt
Organism: Protobothrops mucrosquamatus (brown spotted pit viper)
Lineage: Eukaryota; Metazoa; Chordata; Lepidosauria; Squamata; Viperidae
Product: translational activator of cytochrome c oxidase 1
Exons: 6
Coding region: 164-997 (277 amino acids)
Cellular component (GO): mitochondrion
Source: RefSeq, a predicted model, not a curated record
AGAGGGCGGAGUAAUGGGUUAAUUGCAGCAAAUGAUGGAAGGCCCCAUCCCGACGUUCUCUGACACUUAAGUCUUUCCGCAUAUAUUUAGGAUCGCCGUAUAAGCUGUCUUCCCCGAUUCUCUCGGGCAUUCUGAAACCAAGGUCUGUGGCCAAUCUUAAGUCAUGUCCGUGGGCUGCAUUUACACACGGCUGAGGCUUCUACUUCGACCACCCCGUUUGAUGCUUUUCCAUCAUCCCAGUUGUGCCAUCCAUGCCUCCAGUGCCACACUUGCUGGACACAACAAGUGGUCCAAAGUCAGGCAUAUUAAGGGUCCUAAAGAUAUUGCACGUUCAUUAGUCUUCCAAAAACUUACCAUGAUGAUCCGUUUUGCUGUGAGGGAAGGAGGACCCAACCCACAUCUUAACACUAAUUUAGCCAACAUUAUUGAGGUGUGUCGAAGGAAGAAUAUGCCAAAAAACUCUAUUGAAACAGCCAUCUCUGGCGCGGAAAAGAUGAAAUCCAUCUAUCACUUCUGCAGUGUCCGAGGUCCAGGUGGCUCAUCAUUCUAUGUCGAAAUACUGACAGACAACGUAAAGAGGACUUCCAAUGAAAUCCGAUAUCUUUUAAACAAAAAUGGGGGGAGCAUUGCCGAAGGGAUUCACAAUCAUUUUGAAAAAAAGGGGGUUGUGACUGUCAGCAAGGAAGACAAAUCCGGCAGUCCUGUCAGCAUGGAUCAGGCACUUGACUUGGCAAUUGAAGCCGGAGCUGAAGAUGUCCAGGAAGAGGAAGAGGAGGAUGAGAAGGUGGUGCUCAGGUUUAUUUCCGCUGUGUCCACCUUGCACCAAGUACGUGAAAAACUGGAGUCGCUGGGUCUUUGUUCAUUGUCUGCUGGCCUUGAAUUCAUCCCAAUUGUCCAUGUCCAGCUAUCAGACCCAGAGAUAGAAGGGGCCGUGAGGUUGCUAGAGGCCCUUGAAGACCACGUAGAUGUUGUUCGGGUAUACAACAACAUUGCAUAGUUUUACCAGCAUACUUCCAGGAGCUACUGAAGCCUUACCAGCUAAAUUCUGGUAUUAUUUUCCCCCGAUUCAAACCAAGACUAUUAAUGGUAAAUGACAUUUGCUAUGUUUCUGACAUGUCCAUGUGCCUCUUUGCCCUCUUCUUCACGUUCCUUGUCGGAAGACAACCCAACGGCAUGUACCAAAUGUGGAUGCUAGAAAAGUGCUGGAGCAAGACAGCUUGGAAAUAUCUAGAAAUAUCUGGGAUUGGUUACUAGUUGCAAUUGGAGGAUAGUGUGGCUGUCUCAUUAGCACCUCAAUAUAACAAACCAAUCAUAUCCAAACAGAUAAUUCCCAAGCCAACAGUGAUACAUUAACUGAAAGUUCAGUAAUCUUGAUAUAACUGGAUACGUUCUUGGUCCAUUUUUCCUGAGCUGUUGGGAGAUAGUUCUGCCUUCUUCAAGCAUGCAAGCUCGUAAAAAAUCUUUACACACACACACCUCUCUACACAUCUGAAUUUAUGUGUGAUGGAACCAGUUUGGAUACAUACUUUGCUCCUUUGGGAUGCCUCCACGAUGGACAGUAAAUGCAUCCAAAUAGCCAUUCUGAAUCAUAUUAAAGCAUUUGUCCUGAAGAAUCAUUCAGCAGCA